Phasianus colchicus (ring-necked pheasant) is the source of this 1752-nucleotide messenger RNA. RefSeq names its product ankyrin repeat domain 33 (gene ANKRD33). Lineage: Eukaryota; Metazoa; Chordata; Aves; Galliformes; Phasianidae. Gene Ontology annotation, molecular function: protein binding. The record is from RefSeq and is a predicted model, not a curated record.
GAUCGCGCAGCUCAGGCUGUUAAAUCCUGCCCUGAUCCGUCUCAGGAUGGACGGAGCCAUUUUUGGCAGCAGGUGGAAUUAAGGGAUCCGGAGAGGCUGAGCCCAGGGCAACGGGAGAGGAAUCACAGGCAGGGGCGUGCAAAGGCUGCACCCCAUCCAGGACGUUGGGGGGGGGACACAGGGGGGUUUUUUCCCUGGUGGGAGCAGGAAUGGUCUGCAGCCCACGAGGAACCUGAAGCGAAGCUGUGAGCAUCCCCAGCCGGCACUGAGCCCAGGACCCCUGCAGCCCCGAUGACCGAUGAGCGCAGCGGAGCAGGGAGCGCUGCAGCCCCCGAGCCUGAGCUGCACUACGAGGAUGAGGAGGAUGAAGACGAUUCCAGCGCCGGCUUGGAGCCCUCGGACAGCAGCAGCAUCUGCUCUGAUGAUUCAGUCUUUCCCUCCUCGGAGCCCCCACGCGGGGUUGGGGGGUCUGGGGAGCUGAGUUUGUAUCAGUGCUGCGUGCGCAACGAUGCCCAGCUGCUGCGGGAACGGCUGCGGUGUGGGGUGGGCAGAGGGGAGGCCACAGAGCUGGACAUCAAUGGCAGGAACGGGCUGAUGGUCGCCUGCUGCCGGGGCUUCGUGGACAUCGUGCCCCUCCUCCGGCACUGCCCCUACGUGGAUGUCAACCAGCAGGACACGGAGGGCAACACGGCGCUGAUGAUGGCCGCGCAGGCAGGGCACAUCACCAUCGUUAAUUACCUCCUGAAUUACUUCCCGGCGCUGGACGUGGAGCGGCGCGAUGCCCGCGGGCUGACGGCGCUGAUGAAGGCGGCGGUGCAGGGCCAGCACGACUGCGUGACCGCGCUGCUGCUGGCAGGAGCCGACCUGCACGCCGUUGACCCCAUCAAAGGGAAGACAGCCAGGGAGUGGGCCGCCUUCACCGGCCGCUUCGAGACCACCGUCCGUAUCCGGACCCUCCUCCGGCGCCCACGGGCCGAGCAGUUUGGCACCCGUUACCUCCCCGAGUGGCCGGCACUGGCCGGGCUGGUGGCCAAAGCCCUGAGCCCCAAAUCCCGCAGCCAACGGCUAGCAGAGAAAAUCCGCUCCCUCUUCACCUUCCGCAUCCCCCGCGACCCGGAGGAGGACGGCGUGUUGGACCACAUGGUGAGGAUGACCACCUCCCUCGCCAGCCCCUUUGUGAGCACCGCUUGCCAAACCAUCUGCCCUGAUAGCCCACCCGAAGUGGGCAAGCGGAGGCUUUCGGUGGCGGAGAUCCUCCAGGAGCCGGGCACUGGGAUGGCAUCGUGUAAUGGCCAACUGGAGGGGCAUGGCCAACUGGAAGGGCAUGGCCAACUGGAUGGGCAUGGCCAACUGGAUGGGCAUGGCAAACUGGAUGGGCAUGGCAAACUGGUGGGGCACAACCAACUGGAGGGGCACGGCCAACUGGAGGGGCACGGCCAACAAGUUGGCAAUGGCCAAGUUGCGUUGGACCAAGCAGUGCUGGAGAUGGCACCGCGCCGUCACCGCCUCCUGGGCUUCCUCCCCCGGCUGCUCCGUGCCAACUGCAUCUUCCCUGGGGAUCGAGUGCCCAGGAUCAAGCUGAGCAAAGCCAGCUCACCACCGGCGUGCGGGAGGGAGAGGAGACCCCGUGGCCGCGACAAGGCGCUGUUACAGCCCCCCAAAUGGAGGUACAAGGAGCUGAAGGAGGAGAAGCGAGCGGCCGAGGAGGCAGAGGGGGAAAAGAAGAGGAAAAAGGGGAAAAAGGGGCGCUGA